Molecule: messenger RNA, 9518 nt
Organism: Anguilla anguilla (European eel)
Lineage: Eukaryota; Metazoa; Chordata; Actinopteri; Anguilliformes; Anguillidae
Gene: kif1b
Product: kinesin family member 1B
Exons: 48
Coding region: 384-5795 (1803 amino acids)
Biological process (GO): microtubule-based movement
Molecular function (GO): ATP binding; microtubule binding; microtubule motor activity
Source: RefSeq, a predicted model, not a curated record
AUCGACCUGACGUAAUCGUCUCAGUAACCCCAGGCAUUCCAACUCCUCUGCGUUUUUUGAUGUUCAUAUAUCUCAGCGUUUCGCCCAGGCGGGUUAAAAGUGUGUGCCUACGCGAUCACGGGUGCAGUGGAUGCCGUUCUACUGGAAAAUGUAACACUGCUAUGAUGGGUGUUUUUGACAACAGCGGGAUUUCUACAUAUUUCUUUGGUGGAAUUCUCUGAGCAGUGCUGACACCAUAUCGUCAUUUUAGUUUACGCGGCUCACCGUUUUCUAUGGUGUUUGGGUCGUCCGCCUGCGGAUCUCCGUGAGAACAAAACCCUGCCUGGACGGCGGAAAGCCAUUGUGCAGAAACAAAAGCGGGAGAAGCCGCUGCAGCCGCGACCAUGUCCGGGGCCUCUGUGAAAGUGGCGGUGAGAGUGCGGCCCUUCAACUCCAGGGAAACCGGCAAGGAGUCCAAGUGCAUCAUCCAGAUGCAGGGCAACUCCACCACUAUUUUGAACCCCAAAAAUCCAAAGGAACCAGCAAAGUCCUUCAGCUUUGAUUACUCCUACUGGUCACACACUUCGCCGGAAGACCCCUGCUUCGCCUCACAGUGCCUGGUUUACAAUGACAUUGGAAAGGAGAUGCUGCAGCAUGCCUUCGAGGGCUACAACGUCUGCAUCUUCGCCUACGGCCAGACGGGGGCCGGAAAGUCCUACACCAUGAUGGGCAGGCAGGAGGAGGGGCAGGAGGGCAUCAUUCCCCAGCUCUGUGAAGACCUCUUUGAGAAAAUCAAUGACAACAACCAGGAGGAGCUCUCCUACUCUGUGGAGGUCAGUUACAUGGAGAUCUACUGCGAGAGGGUGCGGGACUUGCUGAACCCCAAGAACAAAGGGAACCUGCGUGUGCGAGAGCACCCCCUGCUGGGGCCCUACGUGGAGGACCUGUCCAAGCUGGCCGUCACCUCCUACACGGACAUCGCCGACCUGAUGGACGCGGGGAACAAGGCCAGGACUGUGGCCGCCACCAACAUGAACGAGACCAGCAGCCGGUCCCACGCCGUCUUCACCAUCGUCUUCACUCAGAGGAAGCACGACAGCGAGACCGACCUCUCCACGGAGAAGGUCAGCAAAAUCAGCCUGGUGGAUCUGGCUGGCAGUGAGCGAGCGGACUCCACAGGCGCUAAGGGGACCCGGCUAAAGGAAGGGGCGAACAUCAACAAAUCACUGACCACACUGGGGAAGGUCAUCUCCGCGCUGGCUGAGGUGGAUAACUGUACCAGCAAGAGCAAGAAGAAGAAGAAGACCGACUUCAUCCCGUACCGAGACUCCGUGCUGACGUGGCUGCUUCGGGAAAAUCUGGGUGGAAACUCCAGGACCGCCAUGGUCGCCGCUCUCAGUCCUGCAGACAUAAACUACGACGAGACCCUCAGCACACUGCGGUACGCGGACAGGGCCAAGCAGAUCAAGUGCAACGCUGUCAUCAACGAGGACCCCAACGCCAAGCUGGUGCGUGAGCUGAAGGACGAGGUCUUUCGUCUGAAGGACCUCCUGCGCGCGCAGGGGCUGGGAGACAUCCUGGACAACCUGAAAGACAUACACAACAGUAAGCAUAGGUACUUGCUAGCCUCAGAGAACCAACGGCCUGGCCAUUUCUCCACAGCGCCCAUCGGCUCGCUCACCGCCUCCCCGUCCUCGGGCCAGCUCGGCCAGGCCGGGCUGCAGUCCGUCACCAGCAUCCAGGAGCGCAUCAUGUCCACGCCGGGAGGGGAGGAGGCCAUCGAGCGGCUCAAGGAAUCGGAGAAGAUCAUCGCAGAGCUCAAUGAAACCUGGGAGGAGAAGCUGAGGAAGACUGAGGCCAUCCGCAUGGAGAGAGAGGCACUGCUGGCGGAGAUGGGCGUGGCUAUCCGUGAAGACGGAGGAACUCUGGGCGUGUUCUCGCCGAAAAAGACUCCUCAUCUAGUUAAUCUGAACGAAGACCCUCUGAUGUCAGAGUGUUUGCUUUACUACAUAAAAGAUGGGAUCACAAGGGUGGGGCUGGCGGACGCGGAGAGGAGGCAGGACAUCGUCCUGAGCGGCGCCCACAUCAGGGAGGAGCACUGCGUCUUCCGCAGCGAGAGGAACCUGAACGGAGACGCUGUCGUGGUCUUGCUCAUACCGUGUGAGGGGUCGGAGACGUACGUCAACGGCAAGCGCGUGGACUCUGCAGUCCAGCUUCGCUCAGGCAACCGCAUCAUAAUGGGCAAGAACCACGUGUUCCGGUUCAACCACCCGGAGCAGGCGCGGGCGGAGAGGGAGAAGACGCCCUCCGCGGAGACCCCCGUGGAGCCCGUGGACUGGACCUUCGCCCAGAGGGAGCUGCUGGAGAAGCAGGGCAUUGACAUGAAGCAGGAGAUGGAGAAGAGACUGACUGAAAUGGAGAUUUUGUACAAGAAGGAGAAGGAGGAGGCGGAUCAGCUUCUCGAACAACAAAGAUUGGUGUAUGAGAGCAAACUGCAGGAGCUGCAGAAGCAGGUGGAGACCCGCUCGCUGGCUGCUGAGACCCCCGAUGAAGAGGAGGAGGAAGAGGAAGAAGAGGAAGUUCCAUGGACGCAGCACGAGUUUGAGCUGGCGCAGUGGGCCUUCAGGAAGUGGAGGUACCAUCAGUUCACCUCUCUCAGGGACCAGCUGUGGGGCAGCGCCGUGUACCUGAAGGAGGCCAACGCCAUCAGCGUGGAGCUGAAGAAGAAGGUGCAGUUCCAGUUCGUUUUGCUGACGGACACCCUGUACUCCCCCCUGCCCCCCGAACUGCUGCCCCCGGAGCCGGAGAAGGAGCGCGACCCUCGCCCCUUCCCCCGCACGGUGGUGGCCGUGGAGGUGCAGGACCUGAAGAAUGGGGCCACGCACUACUGGUCCCUGGAGAAGCUCAAGCAGAGGCUGGACCAGAUGAGGGAGAUGUACGACCGUGCUGGGGAGAUGACCCCAUCCAGCCAGGAGGACAGCGAAGGAACCAUGACCGGGAGCGACCCCUUCUACGACCGCUUCCACUGGUUCAAGCUGGUGGGGAGCUCCCCGAUCUUCCAAGGCUGCGUGAACGAGCGCCUGGCGGACCGCACGCCCUCGCCCACCUUCUCCACGGCGGACUCCGACAUCACGGAGCUGGCGGACGAGCGGCAGAGCGAGAUGGAGGACUUCCUGGACGACGAGGCCUUCGCGGACGACGCCAGCUCCGACGCGGGCACCGAGGAGGGCUCGGACAUCUUCAGCGACGGCCAGGACCCCUUCUACGACCGCUCGCCCUGGUUCAUUCUGGUGGGAAGGGCGUUUGUGUACCUGAGUAACCUGCUGUACCCCGUCCCCCUGGUCCACCGCGUGGCCAUCGUGACGGAGAAGGGCGAGGUGCGGGGUUUCCUGCGCGUGGGGGUCCAGGCCAUCGCAGCUGACGAGGAGGCCCCUGACUACGGGUCGGGAGUGCGACAGUCUGGCACCGCCAAGAUCUCCUUCGAUGACGAGUACUUCAAAACGAGCGACUUCUCCACAGUGGCCUUGACCCGCUCUGGCCUCUCAUUGGAGGAGCUGCGCAUUGUGGAGGGUCAAGGUCAAAGUUCGGAGGUCAUCACACCCUCGGAGGAAAUGAAUAGAAUUAACGAAAUGGAUCUGAAGCGGGGCAACGCGGACCCCAAGGUGGGCCUGUCGGAGGGGCUGGGGGGGCACCUGGAGGUGGGCAGCAUCUUCACCUUCCGCGUGACCGUGCUGCAGGCCAGCGGCAUCCUGCCCGAGUACGCCGACAUCUUCUGCCAGUUCAACUUCCUCCAUCGCCAUGACGAAGCCUUCUCCACGGAGCCCCUGAAGAACGCCGGGAAGGGCAGUCCGCUGGGCUUCUACCAUGUGCAGAACAUCGCGGUGGAGGUCACCGAGUCCUUCAUCGAGUACAUAAAGACCAAGCCCAUCGUGUUCGAGGUGUUCGGGCACUACCAGCAGCACCCUUUGCACCUGCACGGGCAGGACCUCAUCAGGCCACCUCAGCCUUCCAGGAAAUACUACCCCCCUCCCAUGCCCCUGUCAAAACCAGUGCCGGCCACCAAACUGAACACCAUCAGCAAGUCUAACCUGGGCCAGUGGAUCAGCAAGUACGACCUGCUGGUGUGGUUCGAGAUCAGCGAGCUGGAGCCCACAGGAGAGUACAUCCCAGCAGUUGUGGACCACACCGGGGGUCUGCCCUGCCAUGGGACCUACCUUUUGCACCAGGGUAUCCAGCGGCGGAUCACGGUCACGCUGAUCCAUGAGAAGGGCAGCGAGCUGCACUGGAAGGACGUGCGGGAGCUGGUGGUCGGUCGGAUCAGGAACAAGCCGGAGGUGGACGACACUGCAGCCGAUGCUGUCCUGUCCCUCAACAUAAUCUCAGCCAAAAACAUCAAGUCAUCUCACAACUCCAACAGGACUUUCUACCGGUUUGAGGCUGUGUGGGACAGCUCCUUGCACAACUCACUCCUUCUGAACCGUGUCACGCCCUACGGAGAGAAGAUCUACAUGACCUUGUCCGCCUAUCUGGAGCUGGACCACUGCAUCCAGCCCGCCAUCAUCACCAAAGACAUCUGCAUGGUGUUCUACUCCAGAGACGCCAAGAUCUCCCCGCCCCGCUCCCUCCGGAGCCUGUUCGGCAGCGGCUACUCCAAGACCCCGGACUGCAACAGGGUGACGGGAAUCUACGAGCUGAGCCUGUGCAAGAUGGCUGACACAGGAAGCCCAGGCAUGCAGCGACGGAGGAGGAAGGUGCUGGACACGUCUGUGGCGUACGUGAGGGGGGAGGAGAAUUUGGCGGGUUGGAGGCCCAGGGGGGACAGUCUAAUUCUGGAGCACCAGUGGGAGCUGGACAAGCUGGAGCAGCUGCAUGAGGUGGAGAAGACGCGCCACCUGCUGCUGCUGCGGGAGAAGCUGGGCGAGGCGGCGGCCAAGUCGCUGAGCGACUCGCUGUCCCCGAGCGCCAGCAGCGGCACGCUCAGCACCUCCACCAGCAUCUCCUCCCAGAUCUCCAGCGCCACCUUCGAGAGCGCCCUGACGCCCAGCGAGAGCAGCGGCUACGACUCGGCCGACAUCGAGAGCCUGGUGGACCGCGAGAAGGAGCUGGCCACCAAGUGCCUGCGGCUCCUGACUCACACCUUCAACAGCGAGUACAGCCAACUGUGCAGCAGCAUCAGCGACUGCAAGCUGUCGGACAUCUCCCCCAUGGGGCGCGACCCGUCCGUGACCAGCCUGAGCAGCGCCACCCUCACCCCCUCCUCCACCUGCCCCUCCCUGGCUGAAUCCCGCUGCAGCUCCAUCGACCAGAAGACCCCCGAGGCGAACUCCCGCGCCACCAGCCCCUCCUGCUCGGACUACGAGAACUUCCCCAUGGUGGCCAACGUGGAGACGUCCUACCUGGCCCGGGCCGGCAAGAACGAGUUCCUCAACCUGGUGCCCGACAUCGAGGAGAUGAGGCCCGGGUCGGUCGUGUCCAAGAAGGGCUACCUCAGCUUCAUGGAGCCGCGCUCCAACUCCUGGGUGAAGCACUUCGUGGUGGUGCGCCGGCCGUACGUCUUCAUCUACAACAACGACAAGGACCCCGUGGAGAGGGGCGUGCUCAACCUGUCCACGGCCCAGGUGGAGUACAGCGAGGACCAGCAGGCCAUGCUCAAGACUCCCAACACAUUUGCUGUGUGCACAAAACACCGAGGAAUACUUCUGCAAGCCAAUAACGACAAAGAUAUGAAUGACUGGCUGUAUGCCUUCAACCCACUGCUGGCAGGAACCAUAAGGUCCAAGCUGGCGAGGAGGCGAUCUGGCAUGUUGAAGAAGUGAGAGAGGCGUCUCGUCCCCCAGCGUAGGAAGCAGCGCUCCUGUUCUUCUCACAAAGCCUUUGAACAUACCGAGUGUUAACUCUUACUAAUCUUUGUGACUAUUGACGGUUUUCUCUUGUACGUAGACCUGUGGCUUAAGUCUCCUCUCAAGCAACUUGAGUUCAAGUUCCUGAAAACCUGCGCCCACGACCCUACCCCAAACCUCUCCCCCUCCCUCCCUCUCUCCCUCUCUCGCCUAGCCUCUUGUGUUUUCUUCCAAUUCGUCCCUUCCUUUUGUUUUCUUUUGUCAUACCUAGUCCUACUAGUUGCAUGUUGUAAAGCAGUCUGUGCAUGAUUCUUCAGAACAGUUCUCCUCUCCACGCACUGAGUUACUAAGUGUCUGUAAAAAAAAAAAUUGUCCUUUAUUCAGUGUUAAGUCAGGAACUUUUCUUGUGCCCGCAUAGCAAGAGCAACAAUCCUCAGGAGAAGGGCGGGUUUGCUUACAGAUCUGACGCAAGCGUUAAAGGCGGGGUCCAGCGAAUGCACGCUCAGUGAGCGUCGCCAGAUUGCCAGCUGCAGGACAGUCAGCCUGUUUUUAACCGACGCCGAGAGGCGGCUUACAGACAUGGACUUCUGUCCGUUAAUGAACAGAAUUUCCAUCUGGUUUUUCAACAAUGUAUUAUUACCGAAACAGGUCAAAAUAGUUCUUUGAAAAAAAUGUGUAAUGGUGUAACAUGACUUUUCAACUAGGGAUCCCUAAGCAAAUUUGAAAAAAAAUUAAAUAUUAAUGUAAAUAUAAUAUAAAGUUUUGCUCACUUGCAGUAAUUAUCAAUAUAAACCAAAUUGCAAAUAAUGAGCUUGCUAUAGCUAACACAUACUUUAUUUACAUAUGUGAGCUACAGCAACAUCCUGUGCAGGUUACAUGUUUGCCAAGAGGGGUGGGGUGGGGGGGGGGGGGUGUUCCUGUGGUCUGUGACCCUCUGGAGCAGGUCCUGGCUUAAAAAAUGUAGAAACCCCCUUCGCUAGAUGAACCACUGUGUCAAAAGAGGACGAAAGGUGAUGGAUUCCUUUCCCCUCUGUCUGGUACCUGUAUGUACUGUUGAGUACUUUCUGUCAGUGCUGUGUAACAUUAAAUGACAUUAAAUGACACUAUAUUGAUAUAGUGUCCAGCAUGAACGGUAACAUUACAGAAAAAAAAGGCAUAUUAAAUUUGCCGAGUGAAUCGUAUGUUCUUUGACAGUUUUUAGGCAUCCAGUGUAAGUUACUGACAGAUUUGAUGGCUGAAGAAUAUAUAAAGAUGUUUCUGUUUUGGUCAGAAAAUGCAUGAUUGGCCAACAAAUGGGCUUGUGUGGAAAAAUCUUAUAGAAUGCCCUUGCAGGAUGAGAUGGGAAUUGAGGCUUUCUUCGUGAAGAAGGCUCUCCAUUGCCCUGUCCUUGAAUGCUCCAGCAUCCAGCAGGCAGGACGCAGUGUGGACCAGUAACAGACUGGUGAUCCACCGGGGGGGGCGCAAACUUAGUGAUGGGAUGCCUACACCUGUCCCUCAAUACCUGGAUUAAAGUGAUCUGAUGUGUCUGUUAUGACCUUGUUAAUUAUUUGAUGAAGGUACUCUUAACUGCAGUAUGGUCAUGAAUCUCAGGUUCCUGAUUCAGGCCGUCAGGCAGGCUAUUACUGGUUCUCUUGGGUGCUGUAAGGUGAUGUAGGGUAGGGCCAGAUUCAUACUCCGUUUUAUGGCAGUUGGACAUCAGCAUUAUGAAGAUUAUGCACCCUUGAUGCUACCUUUUCUCUUAACCCUAUUCAUUCUGAUUACGCCAUCUUUUAUUAUUAACGUUUUUUGUACCUCCCAUGUUGUUUUGCACAGACAUGAAUGCAUGUGAAGGGUGGAUCAUGCCAGCUAACAAUGCUCACGUUUGUGUUUUGCACAUUUACGUUCUUGAUUGUAUGGAACAGAUUGAAGUAUCAAGGAACUGUGCAAGUAAAGCCUGGUAUUUACAUUUGCUGCUUGUGCAAGCACUGGUGGAACCUAUGUUCAGAUUUAACGGUGGGAUUUCCAAUAUGUACUGUAGUGUGUCAUUGGAGACAAAGGGAUGAAAAAUGCUCUGAAUCUUUUUUUUUUCUUUCUUUUUUAAAUUAUCAGAUAUUUAUGAAACUCUUUGCUCUCACUGAUCUAGCUCCUCUAACGGCAUUAAAUUUCUGAAGUGGAGAGGGAGUGACUGGCGUAACUGAGUGCGUCUCUUCUGCGAUGUCGUGUUACGGUGACGUUUUCUCAUUGAAGUAUGCAAACCAAUGAGAUGCAGGACCCCCUGGCCAUCCAACCAGUAGGGGCCUGUGCUGAAACACAGUGGAAGGACGUAGUCUCUGUAUAGGCUUUUGAAACCAAGGAACCAAAGGUCACUGUUGCUCCCGUUCCUCCCUCUGCAUUCCACUGUAGAAGAGCCAAAAUGGCUGCCCAUGGAGGAGACUCUGUUUCCUUCCGUAGGCCCUUGGAUUUCUGAGAACAGUUGAACAGGCACGGAAUAAAAAAGAUUCUUUGUCUCUGAGGUCAGCCAGCCUCAAGAGCAAAGACUGAACUUCAGAUGGAAUCUGUUGCAUUUGUCACCCGAUGUCUGUUAACUGUUUGAAGAAAUCCACACUGCAAACUCCAAAUCUUUUCGAAGGAAAUCGUUUUAUUACCUUCCUGCACAAGUUAUUUGCACUGUUACUUUUUUUGUUACUAUAUGCACACAUGGUUGAACUAUGAAGUGUCUGAGGGAAAAUGUACGGAUCUAUUAACUGUCAGUGCAGGUGUUCUUUUUGAGUUGCUUGUUUACUAAAGUUUAAUUAUCAGUUGUUUCAUCGCUUGUAUAUAUUAAGUUUGCAUCUCUUUGCACACAGUGAAAGGGUAUAAAACCAACUGGUCAAUGAAGGUCAUCACAGCAUUUCAGCAAUUCCACAAGAGUUUUGUGGCCAAAGGAAGUGCGUCUCAGAUUUGUCACUGGAAGCAUUUAAAGUUCCUGGGAGAAGGGGUUUUGAUUCUGUACUAUGUAGACUUGUAUGCACACAAGAAUAGCAGAUACAAGUAAGAAAAGAAUUAUAAUCCAAAAGGCUUUUAAUUCAGAUAAUUUUUAUUCUAGUUCAUUUUAGGCCAUCUCAUUUCUAGUGUAGUUUAAAAUGAACUUGGUUCAUCAUUAAACGACAGACACUUCAGACAUAAUACAGUGAUAGCCUGGUUCUGUGCUAUAUAAUUAUGUUGAUGUAGGCCUAUAUUAGGUUUUUGGGUAUUGUUUUGUUUUUUUUGAAUCGGGUAGUACCUUUCAACAUAAUUUGAGACCAGCUAUGGCUGAGGCUUUCAAAAAAGAGCAGCUUACCAGUUUAUUAAGGAGUUUUCACCCCCUCAAUACUGUCCACCCUGCCUUUGAAGCAAAGCUAACACAAAAAUGAUACCACCUCCCUUCUGGUAGGGACAUGUCAUUUUAAACUACCUGUUGACAUUCCCUCUGUUGUCUUUAGUAGACAAAGCAAACAUUAAUACUGUACAUUAUUUGACAGAUUGGCAUCAUUUUCAUACUGAUUUUGUAAAUAUAUGUGUUGUAUGGAGCUCAAAUUAAAAUGUAAAUACGUUUCAUGUAUUUGUAAUAAUUAUAAUCCAUUCGCUGUAUAGCCUAGAUGUGUCAUGCAGAUCUCUUAAUUCUGUGUAUGGUAAUCUUGCACCAUUGAACUGUUUAGUUUAGUGAAUGAAGUAACAAUAAAAGUACAUCCAGUGCAUUAG